Molecule: messenger RNA, 3725 nt
Organism: Myotis lucifugus (little brown bat)
Lineage: Eukaryota; Metazoa; Chordata; Mammalia; Chiroptera; Vespertilionidae
Gene: RNF145
Product: ring finger protein 145
Exons: 11
Coding region: 190-2436 (748 amino acids)
Cellular component (GO): endoplasmic reticulum; endomembrane system
Molecular function (GO): zinc ion binding; ubiquitin protein ligase activity
Source: RefSeq, a predicted model, not a curated record
CUUUGCAUCGCAGUUUACAGGAAACAGGAAACUAGUGUGAAAGGAAAGGAGAGGACUGUGUCCUUUUAUGUUUUAAAAUACGGAGUGUGCAGCUCUGAAUCUUGAAUCACGCCCAAAGGAUGAGCUGUCGGUGCUGCAGUCGUGACCCCGGUUGAGCCUGAAUGGCAGAGGUCUGCUCCAAGAAAAAACAUGGCUGCAAAGGAGAAAAUGGAGGCAGUGUUAAAUGUGGCCCUGAGGGUGCCAAGCAUCAUGCUGUUGGAUGUCCUGUACAGAUGGGAUGUCAGCUCCUUCUUCCAGCAGAUCCAAAGAAGUAGCCUCAAUAACAACCCUCUUUUCCAAUAUAAGUAUUUGGCUCUUAAUAUGCAUUAUGUAGGUUAUAUCUUAAGUGUUGUGCUACUAACCUUGCCCAGGCAAUACCUGGUUCAGCUUUACCUAUAUUUUUUGACUGCCCUUCUCCUCUAUGCUGGACAUCAAAUCUCCAGGGACUAUGUUCGAAGUGAACUGGAGUCUGCCUAUGAAGGACCGAUGUAUUUAGAACCUCUCUCCAUGAAUCGAUUUACCACAGCCUUAAUAGGUCAGUUGGUGGUGUGUACUUUAUGCUCCUGUGUCAUGAAAACGAAGCAGAUUUGGCUCUUUUCCGCCCACAUGCUUCCUCUGCUAGCACGACUCUGCCUGGUUCCUCUGGAGACCAUUGUUAUCAUCAACAAAUUCGCUAUGAUUUUUACUGGAUUAGAAGUUCUCUAUUUUCUUGGGUCUAAUCUUUUGGUACCUUAUAACCUUGCUAAGUCUGCAUACAGAGAAUUGGUUCAGGUUGUGGAGGUAUAUGGCCUUCUAGCCUUGGGAAUGUCUCUGUGGAAUCAACUGGUGGUCCCUGUACUUUUCAUGGUUUUCUGGCUCGUCUUGUUUGCUCUUCAGAUUUACUCCUACUUUAGUACUCGAGAUCAGCCUGCGUCGCGGGAAAGGCUUCUUUUCCUUUUCUUGACAAGUAUUGCUGAAUGCUGCAGCACUCCUUAUUCUCUUUUGGGUUUGGUCUUCACGGUUUCUUUUGUUGCCUUGGGUGUCCUGACACUCUGCAAGUUUUACUUGCAGGGUUAUCGAGCCUUCAUGAAUGAUCCUGCCAUGAAUCGGGGUAUGACAGAAGGAGUUACGCUGUUAAUCCUGGCGGUGCAGACGGGUCUCAUCGAGCUGCAGGUGGUGCACCGGGCAUUCCUGCUCAGUAUUAUCCUUUUCAUUGUUGUAGCUUCUAUCCUACAGUCUAUGCUGGAGAUUGCAGAUCCUAUUGUUUUGGCGCUGGGAGCAUCUAGAGACAAGAGUUUAUGGAAACACUUCCGUGCUGUGAGCCUUUGUUUAUUUUUACUGAUAUUCCCCGCUUACAUGGCCUACAUGAUUUGCCAGUUUUUCCACAUGGAUUUUUGGCUUCUUAUCAUUAUUUCUAGCAGCAUUCUUACCUCUCUUCAGGUUCUGGGAACACUUUUUAUUUAUGUCUUAUUUAUGGUUGAGGAAUUCAGAAAAGAGCCAGUAGAAAAUAUGGAUGAUGUCAUCUACUAUGUGAAUGGCACUUACCGCCUGCUGGAGUUUCUUGUGGCGCUUUGUGUGGUGGCCUAUGGCGUCUCGGAGACCAUCUUUGGAGAGUGGACAGUAAUGGGCUCAAUGAUCAUCUUCAUCCAUUCCUACUACAAUGUGUGGCUUCGGGCCCAGCUGGGGUGGAAGAGCUUUCUUCUCCGCAGGGAUGCUGUGAAUAAGAUUAAAUCAUUACCUCUCGCAACGAAAGAGCAGCUUGAGAAACACAAUGAUAUUUGUGCCAUCUGUUAUCAGGAUAUGAAGUCUGCUGUGAUCACACCUUGCAGUCAUUUCUUCCACGCAGGCUGUCUGAAGAAGUGGCUGUAUGUCCAGGAGACCUGCCCCCUGUGCCACUGCCACCUCAAAAACUCUUCCCAGUUCCCAGGGUCAGGGACAGAGCCGGCUCCACAACCGCGUGCUGGAGCCGAGGAUAACGCUGUACAUCAGGAAGGGACCCAGCCGGCUCCACAACCGCGUGCUGGAGCCGAGGUUAACGCUGUGCUUCAGGAAGGGACCCAGCCUGCUCCACAACCGCGUGCUGGAGCUGAGGAUAACGCUGUGCGUCAGGAAGGGACCCAGCCUGCUCCACAACCACGUGCUGGAGCCGAGCAAAACGCAGUGUGUCAGGAAGGGACCCAGCCUGCUCCACAACCACGUGCUGGAGCCGAGCAAAACGCAGUGUGUCAGGAAGGGACCCAGCCUGCUCCACAACCACGUGCUGGAGCCGAGGAAAACGCACUGCAUCAGGAAGGGACUGCACCUUCAGACCAAGAGCAUCCUCGAGGGACCGGAGUGGAAGAAGGUUCCAGAGACAAUAAUGAGUGCAUUGCCAGCAGAUCAGGUAGCCAGGAAGGGACUUGUGAGCCCAUGGAAUAGCUUCUUGGUGCAAAAGAUGAAGCAUGUCCUGCUGAGGUCAACCCAGAAGAAAAGCAGCAGGAGUAACGCCGUGUAUGCUGGCGGGGAGGCUAACUCUGAUGGAAUUUGUGCCCAGAUUUGAGAAACAAAUACAUGGGGUGAUUAGGUGGGAAAUUUGACAUUCCAAGGAUCUAAUCCAGGAAGUACUUACUCUCAGUGGAGACCACCUGCUUUCAUGCCCUUGACAUUGUGGGAGAAAUUUUGCAAUGUAUGCUAAUCAAAAUGUAUUUAUAUAUCCUAUGCUGAUGUUUUGUAGAGGUUUGCCAAGGAAAUUUAACCUCAACAACUUCAGAAACUGUCCCUGAUUUGUCAGGGAUAAAUAAAAUCAGAUUUGAGUGUUUGAAAGGGGCUAAAGAAAGGAAGACAACAUAAGGACAGUCUGGGAAGAGGCAGGCAGAGUGGAACUGACAUUUCACUUUCUAUGGGACAGGAUCCUUUUUGUUACAGAAUAUGAGUAGUGACCAGCCCCUUUCUCCACCCCCUUUUCCCUCAGCUAAUUGGAACUCAGUCUGGUAAUUAUUGAGUUUUGUACAGCACUGAUUGAAAUCAAAGAUAUAAAAGCAUUAAUUGUAUCCAGAGAUUGAAACAUGCUCAUACUUUGUAUGUGCUUUCGGGGAGGGGCGGGUGGGCAUUUGGCCUCAGGUACAUUCACGUAACCUGAGACUCUUGAACUUUCUGAUGGAGUCCUCAAUAUUUUGUGUAUAUGAAACUUUUGUUAAUAUAUCGUACACUGUUGGCUGUGUGAAGUAAUCUAAAACUCUAAUGAACACUUUGGAGUCCACAUUAGUGUGGGAGACCGAAGUGGGAAGGGCUUUAGGGCACUGAUAUAGGCCUUGUGUACUUUUCAAUCCUGUGUAAUGUUUAGUUCUUGCAACUGAAUCAACAGUGUUAAGUUAUGGCAAUAUUUGCACUUGGGAAUGAGUACAUAACUGUAUGAUCACAUUGCAAAUGCCACUUUUAAAGCUGUUAAUAGACUUUGCACCUUUUCUUUGAUAAGGAUGUGUCAUAUUUAAAUUUUUACAUUCAUCAUGGCUACAGGUAGACCUGGGGGGGGGGGAUACAAUUUUUUAUGGGAAUUUUGAUAUGAAAAGAAACUAGUCAUUUAUUUAUACAAUAGGCUUGGUUCAGAAUGUUUUUCAGACUUGGUACUCCUAAUGUGGGUUGUGACUUUAUUUCAUUUUUAGUAGCAAAUUUGGAUGUAGACUGACAGACAUAGCUGAAUGUCUUAAUAAAUUUAAAUUUGAAGAUAA